Messenger RNA from Durio zibethinus, 497 nucleotides. RefSeq lists its product as uncharacterized. The record is from RefSeq and is a predicted model, not a curated record. NCBI's taxonomy places the organism in Eukaryota, Viridiplantae, Streptophyta, Magnoliopsida, Malvales, Malvaceae.
ACAUUUGCAGCACAGCAAGCUGUCCAAGCAGAGUAUUUUCUUCCAAAUUUAACUUCAAGGAAAAAGAAAGAAAACCAACCUCCAGAAAUUAUUGCAUCUGAAUUUAGCACUAACCUCUUCAAAACAGUAUGGCUUCUUCUUUACCUUCUUCUGCCAUAAUUCCACCAUCUUUCAAGCAUUAUAGACGUCAAGGCUUUCAAGUUAGAGCCCAAAGCUGUAAAGACGGAGGUAGAUCAAGUAACCGCGUUGACGCGAGUUUGAGUAUUUUAAGGGAGAGAAUAGAGCACGUGAAGAUCAAGGAGAAGCUAGAGAAAUGUUGCAGAUGUGAGUAUGGUUGGAAUUAUGCAGCUGGCUGUAAUCAUAUGGUGAAAAGAGAUGAGGCGAUAUCAGAAUUCUUUGAGCUUGUGAGUUUGGUUGGGGCAACUCUUGGCUUCACCUUCCUUACUGGCACUGUUUUCCUUUGCCUUGUUUCUAUUUUUGUUCAGUUCAAUCAAUAA